AUGAGGGAGGAGGACGACGAGGAGGAGGACGAGGAGGAGGAGGAGGGGCGGUUACACGCGUUACUAUUCAUCCUUAUUCGAAUUUGGCACGCAUUCAGAAGCCUGAGCAGUGAACCCUUUUCUGCAGAGGCUUUGUCAUUCGGAGUCACAAAGAGGCUGAAGAACCAGAAGAACCUAAAGAGGCUGAAGAACCAGAAGAACCUAAAGAGGCUGAAGAACCAGAAGAACAUAAAGAGGCUGAAGAACCAGAAGAACCUAAAGAGGCUGAAGAACCAGAAGAACAUAAAGAGGCUGAAGAACCAGAAGAACCUAAAGAGGCUGAAGAACCAGAAGAACAUAAAGAGGCUGAAGAACCUAAAGAGGCUGAAGAACCAGAAGAACAUAAAGAGGCCGAAGAACCUAAAGAGGCUGAAGAGGCUGAAGAACCUACAGGCUGAAGAGGCUAAAGAACCUAAAGAGGCUAAAGAACCUAAAGAGGCUAAAGAACCUGAAGAACCUAAAGAGGCUGAAGAACCUAAAGAGGCAGAAGAACCUAAAGAGGCAGAAGAACCUAAAGAGGCUGAAGAACCUAAAGAGGCUGAAGAACCUAAAGAGGCUGAAGAACCUAAAGAGGCUGAAGAGGCUAAAGAACCUAAAGAACCUGAAGAACCUGAAGAGGCUGAAGAGGCUGAAGAACCUGCCUUCUUUAACAAGGUAGCCAGGAAUCAGGAAUUAUUCUUCUGACAUACUGAAGGAAAUGAUUUCCUGACAACAACAGGAUGGAGGUAAACAGAGCCAGACAAUACAAUGACAGAACAUCGAUACUGUGAUGAAGUAAGUUCCGGAGAUACAGUAUCAUGGGCAGUCUGUACAGGAUUUCACAAAAAAAGUGGUUUGUUUGUUUUUACAGAAAACUACUCAAACUGGCGAAAUCGUAAUUGUAGGAAAUAGUUUCGCACGCCCUUUCGCAGUGGUGCUUGUUGUAAACGAGACCUUGUAGCUGUACUCAUGAUCGACGCACGUGAAUCGAAGAAGGCUUUGGCUGAACGCACGUUACGAUGACGUCACUUGAUGCGUCUGCGGAAAAUCUGCGAUAAUUGAAUUGAUAUCGUGAUACCUUUUUACAUUUAAAAAAAAUAAAUAAUUAAGCGUUUG
Messenger RNA from Ictalurus punctatus (channel catfish), 1134 nucleotides. Its product is annotated as 110 kDa antigen-like. The coding region runs from base 1 to 723 and encodes 240 amino acids. The transcript is spliced from 2 exons. The record is from RefSeq and is a predicted model, not a curated record. NCBI's taxonomy places the organism in Eukaryota, Metazoa, Chordata, Actinopteri, Siluriformes, Ictaluridae.